AUGGAGGACCCGACGUUGCGGGACAUCGCGAACCACAAGGAGCUGAAAUGGAUCUUCGUGGGGGGCAAGGGCGGCGUCGGGAAGACGACCACGUCGUGUUCGCUCGCGGUGCAGCUCGCGCAGACGCGUGACAAGGUCCUCAUCAUCUCCACAGACCCUGCGCACAACCUCUCGGACGCCUUCCGCCAGAAGUUCAACCGGCAUCCGUCGCUCAUCAACGGCUUCACCAACCUCUACGCCAUGGAGGUCGACCCCGAGGCCGGCGACAACGAGCUGGGGCAGAUGGACGAGGCCGGCGCGGGGUUCCUCGCGGACCUCACGUCGUCCAUCCCCGGCAUCGACGAGGCGGUGUCUUUCGCCGAGGUCAUGAAGCAGGUCCAGACGAUGGACUACGACUGCAUCGUGUUCGACACCGCGCCCACGGGCCACACGCUGCGCCUCCUGCAGUUCCCCACCACGCUCCAGAAGGCGCUCGAGAAGCUGACGUCACUCAAGGGGUCCUUUGGGGGCCUCUUCGGGAAGCUCGCCGGGAUGCUGGGCGGCGGCGCGGACGCGGACGAGGGCGCGCUCAUGGGGCGGUUCGAGGAGCUGAAGAAGGUGGUGGAGAAGGUCAACAGCCAGUUCAAGAACCCGGACCUGACCACCUUCGUCUGCGUGUGCAUCCCCGAGUUCCUCUCGCUGUACGAGACGGAGCGCCUGGUGCAGGAGCUGGCGCGGUUCGAGAUCGACUGCCAGAACAUCGUCAUCAACCAGGUGAUCUUCCCGGAGAAGAACCACAGGUCGCGGCUGCUCGAGGCGCGCGUGCGGAUGCAGCAGAAGUACCUGGACCAGUUCUACGAGCUGUACGAGGACUUCCACAUCGUGCGCAUGCCGCUGCUGAUGGAGGAGGUGCGCGGCGCCGACCGCCUGCGCGCCUUCAGCCAGCACCUCAUGAACGCCUACGUGCCGGACGAGGACUGCCAGGACGGGCCGGGGCAGAUCUCCGCGCUCGAGGCCGAGCUCAAACAGCUCAAGGCGCAGCUCGGCAAGUGA
This is a messenger RNA of Pedinophyceae sp. YPF-701, 1032 nucleotides long. NCBI's taxonomy places the organism in Eukaryota, Viridiplantae, Chlorophyta, Pedinophyceae. The record is from the annotation of a GenBank genome assembly.